Hemicordylus capensis (graceful crag lizard) is the source of this 3231-nucleotide messenger RNA. It is a transcript of the gene TDO2, whose product is annotated as tryptophan 2,3-dioxygenase. Bases 70 to 1290 code for a protein of 406 amino acids. The transcript has 12 exons. NCBI's taxonomy places the organism in Eukaryota, Metazoa, Chordata, Lepidosauria, Squamata, Cordylidae. Gene Ontology annotation, molecular function: L-tryptophan 2,3-dioxygenase activity; heme binding; metal ion binding. The record is from RefSeq and is a predicted model, not a curated record.
AGUUUGGGAAAGUCAAUACGUUAUACCUCGAUGGGAUUGUAGCUCAGUCGUUCAUUGGAUUCUGGAGUCAUGAGUGGGUGUCCAUUUUGGGAGAACAAAUACCAAUUUAAUUUUAAUACACUGACCUUGGCUGAUGGGGAAGAAGACAAAUCACAAGAAGGACUGAAUAAAGCCAGCAAAGGCGGCCUUAUUUAUGGGGACUAUCUACAGCUGGACAAAAUAUUGAAUGCCCAGGUGCUUCAGAGUGAAAAGAAGGGAAACAAAAUCCAUGAUGAACAUCUCUUUAUUGUAACCCAUCAAGCUUAUGAACUAUGGUUCAAGCAGAUCUUGUGGGAAUUAGAUUCUGUUCGAGUGAUAUUUCAAAAUGGACAUGUUAGAGAUGAAAGGAACAUGCUUAAGGUUGUUGCACGAAUGAAUAGAAUUUCAAUGAUCCUCAAAUUACUAGUGGAACAAUUUUCUGUUCUGGAAACAAUGACAGCCCUGGACUUCUUUGAUUUCAGAGAUUAUUUGAGUCCAGCAUCAGGAUUUCAGAGCUUACAGUUUCGACUGCUGGAGAAUAAGAUUGGAGUCCCUCAGAGUCUGAGAGUCCCAUACAACAGAAGGCACUACCGGGACAACUUCAAGGGCAAAGAGAAUGAAUCAUUGCUUAAAUCCGAGCAGGAGCCAACUCUGUUGCAACUAGUGGAAGCAUGGCUGGAAAGAACACCAGGACUUGAGCCAGAAGGAUUUAAUUUCUGGGGGAAAUUUGAAAUGAAUGUGCUUAAGGGACUGGAAGAAGAAUUCACAAUGGUGCAGACCAAACAAAACUCAGAGGAAAAAGAAGAGCAACUGGCAGAACUUCAGAAACAAAAAGAAGUGCUUAUUUCAUUGUUUGAUGAAAAACGCCAUGAGCAUCUUCUUAGUAAAGGUGAAAGAAGGUUGUCCUAUAAAGCAAUGAAAGGAGCUUUAAUGAUCUACUUCUACAGAGAAGAACCUCGCUUUCAGGUUCCUUUCCAGCUUCUCACUUCUCUUAUGGAUAUCGACGUGCUGAUGACCAAAUGGAGAUAUAACCAUGUGUGUAUGGUGCACAGAAUGAUUGGCAGCAAGGCUGGGACUGGAGGAUCAUCAGGAUAUCAGUAUUUACGCUCAACUGUGAGUGACAGAUAUAAAGUGUUUGUUGACUUGUUCAACCUCUCUACAUUUUUGGUGCCGAGACACUGGAUCCCAAGGCUAGACCCAACUGUUCACAAAUUCCUCUACACAGCAGAAUACUGCGACAGUUCCUAUUUCAGCAGUGAUGAUUCUGAUUAGAGACCUUUCUUGGAUAAUCCUUGUAUAUAACUGAGCUGCAGUUGAAAGAAGCUUGGUCCUUUAAUGUUAUACCUUAUACAUUAUAUUAUGAAACAGUAUGUGUUUAUAUAUUUAUGUACAAUGUACUAUAGUCUUUAAAACACAACAAUCACAUUUCAGAUAUAUCGUAAGAAAUAAAAUUUGGAGUUGAGGAAAAAACUCAGGGUUCUUCAUUGAGGUGUCAUAUCACUAAAGGGCACUUAACCUAUUUAAACAAAAAGUCUGUAACUUUAAGAUUUGCUAGUUCUGUAAUUUUCAGUGUUAUUGGCAGACACAAUGAGCAAAGAUGCAUAUGUGGAGCAAGAGGGUAACCUAACAGUACUUCCCAACUAAUUGCACCAAUGCAACAGCCAAUUUUGACUCCAAAAUUGCUUCAAAAAUUGGCACUCCUGCACACUGAUGCAGUUAGUUAAGAAGUUCUGUACCAGUGCAUCCUUACUCUGUAUGUCAGCCACUUACUUUUGUAUUGUUUGGAGUUGUGAUAUUAUAUACAAACCUACCUUGUAGGACAGCUCUCGGGAUGACUGAACAGGUAUUUGACUUUGUUUAGGAUGACUCAACCAACAAUUUUCUAUCAACUGUGUAGUACGUAUACUGAAGAAGCAACUGUUCCUGGAUUUCCAUGUUAGCCUUCUCUAGGCAUAGUUGAGUCAAAAUGUCCAGUGGGAUAAAAAUGAAUGUUAACUCUUUCAGUGUAGAGGUAAAUCAGAAAGAGUUUCUUCAUCUAUCUUUAUUAUAAAAAUUAGUAUAACAUUAACAUGAAUAUAUAAAAAUAUUUUUACAGAAUUUUUAAUCAAACAUGAUAAUUAAGCUACCAGAGGUAUUGCAGUUUUAUGAAAUUUUCAAAAUGCUUUUCAUUUCUGUGUGAUGGGCCCACUUUCCCUACCUCAGGAGAGGGAACAGCAUGCCUGAUAGUAACACUAAUUAAUGUAAGAAUGUAAGAAUAGCCCUGCUGAACCAGGCCCAAGAGUCCAGAGUCGAGCAACCCUGGCAUCAGUGUUGGGAGAGCUCAGUAAUGGCAGAACAUUAGAGGGGACACAGUUGCUGAGGGAGUUUCUGAAGUCUGGUUCAUACUUUACACACCACUGCUAAUACACCGAUGUUCGCAACAGUAAACAUAAAAUGCAUGAAGCAGACAAGUGCAUUCAAAACUGUCAAACUACUCAUAAUUCCUAUUAUACUUGCAAUGUGUUACAACCUUUAAAUUUUUUUUAGCCCUCACAAUAGCCUUGUUAAGAUGGGUCAUUCUAAUUUAUCAUAUCCAGGGCUCAGGAAUUCCACUAGUCUACUUGUCUGUGACGCGUGAAAAAUGAUGCCUGAAAAAAAUCCCAAUGAGUAAUGUACCAACAUAGAUCGAGGAACCAUCUAACAAGUACAAUAUUUUGUCUGGCUGGUGAACUGAGCCAACAUUUCUUGAGCCCUGACCAUAUUACAGAUAGGGAACUAAGGCAGAGAGAGUGACCUGUCUAAGGUCAUACCACAAACACAUUAUGAACUCAGGUCUUCCAGAUCCAAGGCCGAGAUCUGGUAAUAUAAUUGACACUAACACUGGUAACACAAAAUUACUUCCUUUUGCAUAAUUGAUGGUCUAAUGUGAAUCAUGUGUCCACUGCAUGCUAUUUAGUUCCCAACAAAUAUGUGUCAUAGGCUGGAAAAGGAUGCUUCUCCAGGUUCUUAAGAUUUGCCAUGUCUUCAAGAAUUCAAUAUCCACAAGGGUCCAUUCUUUAAAAUAAACUGCCUUCAUAAUGAAUCAAGUAAGGAUCAAAAUACCAGGAACAACAGACCAGCCAUUUCACACAAACACAGCAGAAACCUCAUCAGCAAUACCUAAAAGGUUAAAAAAAAAAAGGGUUACUAUUUGAUUAUAUGUGAAAUAAACUUGGUGUCCAUUAUUAAGAAAAA